AUGGGGGGGGCUGCUGGCACCCCCAUUCUGACAGCUCCUCUCCCCCAGGAAAGAGGUGGCAACAACUCCUUCACCCAUGAAGCCCUCACACUUAAGUACAAACUGGACAACCAGUUUGAGCUGGUGUUUGUGGUGGGCUUCCAGAAGAUCCUGACCCUAACCUACGUGGACAAGUUGAUAGACGACGUCCACAAGGAGUUCCGAGACAAGUACCGCAACGAGUUCCAGCAGAAAGGCGCCCUGGGCCUCCUAAAUGGCACCUUUGAUUUUAAAGAUGACUUCAUGCGCCUCCUCCGGGAUGCAGAGGAGAGCAGCAAAGUCCGAGCUCCCACGGUAAUGAAGACGUUUGAGCAGUCUCUGAAAUCCCAGAAGACUGUCAAGUGUAUGAUUGAAACCCGAGGGGAGAAACCAAAGGAGAAGGUCAAGAACAAGAAGAACAAAGGUUCCAAAAAGGAUGGAACUGAAGCUGUGGCAGCGCCCAGUAAAGCCUCUGCAGGCGACAAGCAGCUCUCAGCAGCAGGGGACAAGGAGGAACUGACCAAGGAUGAAAUCCUGCAGAAGAACCGGGAGGAGUUCUUCAGGAGACACAUGAAAGCUGGGGAGAAGUCCAGAUCUCCAAAGCCCGAUGCACAGAAGGAGAAGGGGAAGAAGCCCCGGGUGUGGGAUCUGGGGAACUCUAAUGCCAAAGUACUCGAUUACAGUAAUUCCGCUACCAACGGCAGCGCGGAGGCUUGUCCUGUGGAGGAGUUUGACCCUGACAUGGCCCUGGGGGACAAAAAUCGUGAACCUGGCCGCCUCUAUGACCUGGAGUAUGAGAGUGAUGAUGAAGCUGAAGAGGAGAAAGUUGUUCAGAACCCUUCGAAACCCAGUGUGAAGAAGGGUGGCCUGGGGGGCAUGUUUGGCAUGCUAAAGGGCCUAGUAGGUUCCAAGAGCUUGACCAGAGAGGACAUGGACCCUGUGCUGGAAAAGAUGAAGGAUCACUUGAUUGCUAAAAAUGUGGCAGCUGAGAUUGCAGUGCAGCUCUGUGAAUCUGUGGCUAAGAAACUGGAAGGAAAGGUGAUGGGAACGUUCACCACGGUAACCUCGACGGUGAAGCAGGCGCUGCAGGAGGCCCUGGUGCAGAUCCUGCAGCCCCAGCGCCGUGUGGACGUGCUGCGCGAUGUCAUGGAUGCCCAGCGCCAUCGCCGGCCCUACGUCGUAACCUUUUGUGGCGUCAACGGUGUCGGGAAAUCCACCAACCUGGCCAAGAUCUCGUUCUGGCUCAUCGAGAACGGCUUCAGCGUGCUCAUCGCAGCCUGCGACACGUUCCGCGCGGGAGCGGUGGAGCAGCUGCGCACCCACACGCGCCGCCUCAACGCGCUGCACCCUCCGGAGAGCCACGGCGGGCGCACCAUGGUGCAGCUCUACGAGAAGGGAUACGGCAAGGACGCGGCGGGCAUCGCCAUGGAGGCCAUCUCCUACGCUCGCAACCAGGGCUUUGACGUGGUGCUGGUGGACACGGCCGGACGCAUGCAGGACAACGCACCGCUCAUGACUGCGCUGGCCAAACUCAUCGCUGUCAACGCUCCCGACCUGGUCCUGUUUGUUGGGGAAGCGCUGGUGGGAAAUGAGGCUGUGGAUCAGCUGGUCAAGUUCAACAAGGCUCUGGCUGAUCACUCCAUGGCCCAGACACCGCGGCUCAUCGAUGGGAUUGUCCUCACCAAGUUCGAUACCAUCGAUGACAAGGUGGGUGCUGCCAUCUCCAUGACCUACAUCACGAGCAAGCCCAUUGUUUUCGUUGGUACCGGACAAACCUACUGUGAUCUGCGAAGCCUUAAUGCCAAGGCCGUGGUCGCAGCGCUCAUGAAGGCCUAAACACCAAACUGCUGUGUGCAGCUGUCCCAGAAGAACCUGCUUUACCCUGUCACCAACUAGUCUUUCCCGUGUAGUGCAGAACAGAAUGGAGGAAUAGCAGCAUGAGGAAUACUUUUUUUGGAUAAACCACCUUAUAUCCAGAAAAAGCCGUUCCCUGGGUUCCUCCAUUCUGUGUCCAGUGACGCAGGCUCCCUUGCAGGGAGGCCGAAUCCAGAGCUUUGUAUUGUUCGUGCUGCACGGGGGGCUGGGCGGUGCCAGGAUCUGCUGUGCUUUUUGGUGGGUUUGAAGGCUUUUUUUUGAGCUGCUUGUGAUUUUUAGACCAGCUUAGGGAGGAGGCAGGAGGACUUGGGCUUACGGGCAGUUUUAGAUCUGGCUGUUAAUGUCGCUGCUCGUGGCAGCUCCACUGAAGCUGAUAAA
Molecule: messenger RNA, 2271 nt
Organism: Ficedula albicollis (Collared flycatcher)
Lineage: Eukaryota; Metazoa; Chordata; Aves; Passeriformes; Muscicapidae
Gene: SRPRA
Product: SRP receptor alpha subunit
Exons: 13
Coding region: 1-1854 (617 amino acids)
Biological process (GO): SRP-dependent cotranslational protein targeting to membrane
Cellular component (GO): endoplasmic reticulum membrane; signal recognition particle receptor complex
Molecular function (GO): GTP binding; ATP hydrolysis activity; GTPase activity
Source: RefSeq, a predicted model, not a curated record